Molecule: messenger RNA, 966 nt
Organism: Orbilia oligospora ATCC 24927
Lineage: Eukaryota; Fungi; Ascomycota; Orbiliomycetes; Orbiliales; Orbiliaceae
Exons: 4
Coding region: 1-966 (321 amino acids)
Biological process (GO): protein insertion into mitochondrial inner membrane from matrix
Cellular component (GO): mitochondrion; mitochondrial inner membrane
Source: RefSeq, a predicted model, not a curated record
AUGGCUUCCCUCCCGCCAUUCGGUGCCGCUGCAGGCCGCAUCCUCUCCCACCGCCCCACCAUCGGUAUCAUAUCCACGCGCCCGGCAUGCCUCCUUAUCCUCAGGCCUCAGACUAGGUCAAUCACAGAUAUGGAGCGACAGAAUCGACAGCUGAAUAGGUCGAUAGCUCGCAUGGACAAGCUGGAGACACCCACGGCGUCUAUGAGGACAAACCAGUCAGGAAUGAUAGAGGAAGUCGCCGAGCUGCUAUUACCGAGUAUGAUUUACUUCUCUUGCACCAAUACGGACGUCAAAAGACUCGGCACCUUCAUCACCCCUCCAUUCUUCAGCCGCCCGUCGAUAUUCACGGAUACCAAAAACAGAAUACAGUUCGAAUGGGUUCGCACAAAAAUAAAGGCCCAAGAUCUCGUCUCUCGCUACCUCGCUCGAAUCUGGCACUCCGACCCGCUCAUUCGUAAAGACAUAAUCCCCUCCGCCGAAGCACUUCACCGAAAUAUGUACACUGCCUUCGCCCGUGGCGAUGUGGACGCCCUCUCUCGCAUCUGCGGCCGAGAUCUCUAUAAUACCUUCCGAAACCGCAUAACAUCUCGUCCGGCAAACGUCCAAUUCUCAUGGAAGUUCUCGGGUUAUAACUCAAGAUCGAGAAUUAUGAGCCAUAAAGUCGGUAUGCUAGGACAAGGAAAAGGGGACGAGAACAGUAUUAGGCAAGUGGUGGUUAGGAUCGAUUCUACACAGGCUUUGAUCAAAGGUGUCGAUGGAAAAGUUGUGAAAGGUACCGGGGAACCGACGAAGACGGUGGAGUAUAUAGUUCUGUCGAAAAGGAGGAGAGAGGGUGUUCCUGAGAGUCCCUGGGUGGUUUGGGGGACUGUAACGGAGAGUGGAAUGGACGAGAUAAGGGCACAUGGCUUACCGCCUCAAACAGGAGAUUCAACUGUAAGCGGUAGCGGUGGAAGGUGGAGCCGAUAA